This is a messenger RNA of Leishmania braziliensis MHOM/BR/75/M2904, 1806 nucleotides long. RefSeq lists its product as hypothetical. Lineage: Eukaryota; Euglenozoa; Kinetoplastea; Trypanosomatida; Trypanosomatidae. The record is from RefSeq and is a predicted model, not a curated record. The transcript has a single exon. Bases 1 to 1806 code for a protein of 601 amino acids.
AUGCCACGCCACCGCCCCAGCAGCAGCCGUGGUGGGGACGGCGGCGAUCGCUGCGGCCGCUACGCCGCCGUGGUGGAGAAAGGUGAGAAUGCGUGGAAACGAGAAUGGAGCAGAUUCAUAUCCGGUGUGAACCUUAAGCGUCUGCGGGAUGGCACGAGCGGCGUGGCGCUGAAGGCCUCGGCCGACAUCGAGCGCCAGCUGGUAGCGCACGAUACAGCACCAGCGUUCUUGCCAGUGUCCAGUACCCCUGGCAGUGGUGGGGGCGACGCGGAAGUGAACAAUGAUGACACUCCAUUGGGGGCGAUCGCCAGCCACGCCAGCUUCUCGUACCUCUUCUCCUCGGCGGCUGAGCGGCGCGCCGAGCGGGACGCGCGCGACCGGGCUGAGAAGGAGCGCCGCCUGGCCCAUAAGCGCGAGCUAAUGGCCAAGAAGGACCCCUUGAGCGUGCUGAGCAAACAUCAGCGCGCCAUGCACGACGCCGAGCAACGCGGGCUACGGCUUGAUGGCAUGACACGGAAGGAGCGACGUGACUUUCUUCACCUGACAGUGACGGAGGCGCAGAGGAAGGCAGAGGUGCAGUCGCGCGAGUUCAAGCUGCACGACUUGAUGGAUGAAAGGGUGGCUUGGUACCAGCAAGGGCCGCACCCAAUCGAUCUCAUUGCUGAGAAGCUGGUGCGCCGUAAGGCGGAGAAGAAGGCUAAGCAGCUGGGGCUCAAGUAUAACUACUUGGCCCCGCACCCGUCCUGGCUCGCAAAGCGUGCGCAACGCCGUCGCGAGAGCCUGCUCGUUGGUCUCGGCAAGCGUCUUGUCUUCUCGGAGAGAGUCGUGGGCGAGAGCGACGACGACGAUACAGUUGUGCCUGCGAGCGAGGUCAUGGUAACGGACCCGCUCCGCCACCUCACGGUGCCCUUGCGGAAAAUGGGCCUGCUGCUCGGGCAGCACGAUUCUGCGCCGCCAUCUGCAGCUGCCAUCGCUGAUCCGGGCGCUGACGCUGAUACUGUGGGAGAGGCAGCAACCGGUAGCAGCAGCGAUGGCAAUGUAGGAGAGGCAAGGGAAGCAGACAGGGAGGAGGCGCAGGAUGUGGGUGAUAAGGCCGGUGGCAAGCAGCGACGCGACGCCGCGAGCACUCAGAAGGAGGCUGCGCCAGCUUUCUCUGCUUCCGUCGGCGCUGGACGAUCGAGGAACUCCCUUCCAGCGAAACACACUGACGGCGAGACGGACGACGACGCGGCACAGGUCAGACUUCCAGACGUCAUUGUGCUGCAAGACCCGUCCCGCAUCGCCACAUCCUUUGUGCGCAGCGUAGUGCGGGAUCGCACGACAGCGUUGGCGAUUCAGCAAUUAAACCGCACGACCAACUUCCUCAGUUCGGGAUUGGUGAAAGGUCCUAGUCUACACCCGGGGGAUGCGUUACUGGAGAAUUGUGUUCCCGUGCGGGACCUCGGCGCACCCCCGGCGGCAACGACCACGACAGCAUUGAUGCCCUCUCCGAAAAGUAGUGCCACACCACCAAAGCGGCCUUCAUCUGUGAAAGCCGGCAAGAAGGCUGCGGCUGCCUCGAGGCGCUCCUCCACCGCCAGCAGCGACUGCAAGCGCGUCCGUGCGGCAGAUGAUGAUGAGGGCGACAAGCGUCGUCGCCGCCGUCUCGGCGCUGACGCGAGCGCCUCAGAGUUGCAGGCCAAAGAGUCGAAGCUCACCGCAUUGCCAUCUGCGCGCCCCCACAUUGCACCCACCUUCACUGGCCCCUUCAAGUCGGCCAAGUCAGCAGCAGCGACAGCCCCUUGCAAACCCAAGAAGGCCAAAUAA